GAAUACCUCUGCUGCCGACUUUAAUCGGAUGGCUAAACAACAAUAAACAGCCGUAAUCAGCGUAUAAAUUGGCGUUUAUUAGACUUUGUGAUUAUUCCAUCCGGAGCAACUGAAGAUGUCGUACCAAGGAUAUGAGAACCUCCUCGUGGAGCAGCAAGACAAGCUGCUGGUGGUGAAAUUUAACAAUCCGCGGAGAAAGAACUGCAUAAACAAAGCGACCUACCAGGAAAUGACACGGGUUCUAACUGAGGUCAACGACGAUGAGGGCGUGACAGUGGUUGUUUUCACCGGCGUGGGAGAGUACUUUACGGCCGGCAAUGAUUUAUCACAGUCGGGGGGCUCUGGUGACAUGAACGAGUAUUUCAAAAAGUCCAAUGCUAUUUUCAAAGCCAUGGUUCUAAGUUUUGUGAACUGCAAGAAGAUUGUGAUCGCUUUGGUCAACGGACCGGCAAUUGGCAUUGGAGCCACCAUUGUGGGACUGAGCGAUGUGGCCUGGUGUUCCGAGACCGCCUAUUUCCUCGCACCGUUCACCAAGUUGGGCUUGGUGCCUGAGGGCGGCUCCUCCUUUAUGCUACCCUUGAUCCUGGGACGUUCUAAGGCCUCGGAAGUCCUCCUCCUCAACGAACCUCUCUCUGCCGCAGAGGCCUACAGCUUCAACUUUGUCUCGCGGGUUUACAAGUCCAGCGAAGCAGACUCUGUAAUCUGGCCCAAGUUGCGUCAGUAUGCCGAACUGCCUCCAAACUCGUUGAGACAGGGAAAACGGCUUAUCAAAGAGGGAUUCUUAGAGGGUCUUCUGAAGGCCAAUGAUUCCGAGUGCCGUCAGCUGCUGGAGUGUUUCCAGCAUCCGGAGUUCUUCCAAGCUAUCAUGGACUUUGCCUCCCGCAAAAACAAAUCAAAAUUGUAGUUGUUUGCACCUAAAUGUGUAUGCAUACAUACAUGCAUAUACAAUUAAUUGCCAGAAAAGCUAAUGAUUAGUGAUUGGAAUAAUAGUUGUUCUUGACUGAUUCCAAUUAUUUUACA
Messenger RNA from Drosophila serrata, 1020 nucleotides. It is a transcript of the gene Dci, whose product is annotated as Dodecenoyl-CoA delta-isomerase. NCBI's taxonomy places the organism in Eukaryota, Metazoa, Arthropoda, Insecta, Diptera, Drosophilidae. The record is from RefSeq and is a predicted model, not a curated record.